AUGGCCAGGUACGUUUUCUUAUCUGACACUGUUGAGCUGUUGAGGCGGAACCACUACCCAGCGGCGCUACGACAUCGGCUGUUGAAUGGCAACAUCCGAAACACCGAACGAAACACGAGAAAUUCGUCCGACGAUGGAGGCACGGUUGUGUACAAACCGAUGCUGUUUGUGAAUGACCUGACACAACGGCUGAGUAAGGCAUUAAAAGCGGCCUUCCCCAACAUAACACUAGCGUCAAGAUACGGGAACACCGCCAGCAGAAUUUUCACCAACAUGAAAGACACUAUACCUCCAGAGAUGCGACAUAACGUGAUCUACAGGAUUCCCUGCAACGAUUGCGAAGCCAGCUAUGUCGGGUUAACCACAACCCAACUGAAAAAACGCAUAAGCAGCCACCGAUCAACAAUCAAUGAAAUAGAAAGACUCCGCGGCAAAAACGAUGACGAUCCCAGCACACAAUUCGAUCUCGAACGACUUAAAGAGAAGACGGCACUCCUUUACCACAGUAUCGAAGCAAAUCAUAACUUCAACCUAGAAAAAACAAAAAUUAUCGAUCAGCACACACGAAAAUUAGCUCUCCCGAUUUUAGAAGUCUGUCAUAUUGUUAACACCAAACAUGCAGUCAACAAACGGUCCGAUGUUGACAAUCUCAGCUCCAUUCCACACUUUUUCGCUCCAUUUUGAAUCGAAUUUGAGUUAGCGGUUGAAAGAGAAGUGAAGAAAGUUUGUGGCAGAGUUUAUUUGUUAAGUUUAAAUUAGAGCGGGUUUGAAUAUUGACACAAUAGUAGCUAGUAAAUAGGACAGGAAUGCUG
Messenger RNA from Wyeomyia smithii (pitcher-plant mosquito), 812 nucleotides. RefSeq lists its product as uncharacterized. Lineage: Eukaryota; Metazoa; Arthropoda; Insecta; Diptera; Culicidae. The record is from RefSeq and is a predicted model, not a curated record. The coding region runs from base 1 to 684 and encodes 227 amino acids. The transcript has 2 exons.